GGCCCAACUUUCUCUCAGCUCAGCGUUUACUUCUCGAAGUAGCUAGCCCUUGGCUGCUUCCUUUAAUCAUCUCUUCUUGCUAAUUCGUCGUUUUCAGCAAUGUUUAUCUCUUUGCCCAUAAUCCUAAAUCAAGAAUUUAAAGAACGCAUCUUGAAAGCUCAGACAACAAAUCAUUCCUCUCUGGCAAACCUGGGAUCAUGAAAUCUUGAUUAUUGGGGAGAGAAUCUUAGUCUGAAACAUGCUCUCUCGGUUCCCACCCGAAUCACCUCACACAAUAAGCCUAACCCCUAAAUCUUCUUCUGCAACUUCACAUCAUAAGCACAAGAAUCAGCUCUUCAAGAUUGCUUGCUGUGUAAAGAAUGGUUCCUCUGAUUCUCCAAAUUCCUCGGAUAACAGAUUUGGAUUCAAUCUGGUGGGGCAGUCUCUUGGGGCUAUGAAUUGGAAGCUCAAUGAUAUUGAUGCAAAUUCAAUGCAAGAGUCAGUUACCCAAUUGCUAUCAAAGACUCAAAACUUUUUGAAUGAAGUGGCUUCUCCACUUGUAAAGUCUGUUCAUGAUCGAAAGCCUAGCCCUCAGAAUGACACUGAAGAUACAGAUGAUAUAUUUAUGAUUGAACCGACUGUUGAUUCAAGAACUUCUGGAGGGGAGCUUUCUGAAGCUGCCAUCGUUUCCAUUGAACAAUUUAGCCGGAUGAAUGGAUUGACAGGGCAGAAAGUGCAAAGAAUAUUUAAAGCACUUGUUCCAGAAUCAGUUUAUAACGAUCCACGUUAUUUGGUGGAAUAUUGCUGCUUCAGGUUUUUGUCAAGGAAUAAUGUUGAAGUUCAUCCGAGCCUCAAGGAACCUGCGUUUCAGAGGCUAGUUUUUAUAACUAUGCUUGCAUGGGAGAAUCCACUUCGACAAGGGAAGGGUAACCGACUCAAAUCAUUCAAAUGGAGUCAUUUUCAGAAGAAGCUCGUGGGAGAAGAGGCUUUUAUUCGCAUUGCUCCUGCUGUUUCUGGUGUAGCUGAUUGUCCCACUGCACAUAAUCUUUUUAAAGCUUUAGCUGGUGACGAAAAGGGGAUCUCGUUUAGCAUAUGGUCCACAUAUAUUACUGAACUUGUCAAAGUGCAUGAAGGCCGGAAAUCACAUCAAUCCCAGGAGACCUUACAAUAUCCUAAGGAAAAAAUCCUUUGUCUUGGUUCCAGUCGAAAGCAGCCUGUUCUAAAAUGGGAAAAGGACAUGGCAUGGCCAGGAAAGGUCACGUUGACCGACCAUGCACUUUACUUUGAGGCAGCUAGCUUGGUCGGAUCGAAAGAAUCUGUAAGGCUGGAUCUUACUCAUCCCAAUUCAAGAGUCGAAAAGGCAAGAGUGGGACCCUUGGGAUCAAACGUUUUCGACUCUGCAAUCUCCAUCACAUCUGGUCCGGAGUCUGUGUCGUUGGUUCUUGAAUUUGUCGAUUUAGGUGGUGAGGUGAGGAGGGAUGUAUGGUAUGCAUUCAUAAGUGAAAUUAUCGGAUUAUACAAAUUCAUACGCGAAUAUGGACCUAUGGAUAACGAUGAGUCGGUGUAUGACAUAUAUGGUGCUCACAAAGGGAAGGAUAGAGCCGUUGCUCAUGCCAUAAACGCCAUUGCUAGGCUUCAAGCUCUCCAGUUUAUGAAGAGGACAUUUGACGAACCUUCUAAGCUGACUCAGUUUUCAUAUUUGCGCAAUGCACCAUACGGGGAGGUCGUCCUUCAAACCCUCGCCGUAAAUUUCUGGGGCGGGACGGUAAUCAAGAAACUACCGGACAUCGACACUGAGCCAGAGGAGGCCCUUGUGAGACCCAACGGUGAGGCUUCUGAGAGCAGCAGCCAUGUUUUUGACAUAGACGGAAGUGUCUACUUGCGGAAAUGGAGGCGGUCAGCGUCGUGGGGAACUAGUGCUUCGUUAGCCUUUUGGAAGAAUGCUUCGAUCAGACACGGAGUUGUGCUUAGCAAGAACCUCGUCGUGGCUGACAUGAGUUUGGUGGAGAAGGCGUCGAUGACUUGCAGAGACAAGUCCAAGGUAGUUGAGAAAACUCAAGCAACGAUAGAUGCUGCCAUGAUCGAAGGGAUUCCCAGUAAUAUCGACCUUUUUAAGGAACUUGUGCUUCCUCUAACUCUCACUGCUAAAAAUUUCGAGCGGCUUAGGCGUUGGGACGAUCCUCUCGUUACAGCGUCCUUUCUGGGACUUGUAUAUACACUUAUCUUUAGAAACCUAAUGUCUUACAUAUUCCCGGUGACGUUAAUGAUGUGCGCGGCCGGUAUGUUAGUACUAAAGGGGCUCAAGGAGCAAGGUCGGCUUGGGAGAUUCUUCGGGAAAGUUACUAUAUACGACCAGCCUCCAUCGAACACGAUCCAGAAGAUUAUUGCUCUGAAGGAAGCCAUGCGCGAGGUGGAGAAGUCGCUCCAGAAUGUGAACGUCGCGCUGCUCAAGAUUCGCUCCAUCAUUCUCGCAGGGCACCCUCAGGUGACGAUGGAGAUCGCGCUUGCGCUGCUGGUUGGCUCGACCGUUCUGCUUCUGGUGCCGUUCAAGUAUGUGCUUGCAUGCUUGAUUUUUGAUGUCUUCACGAGGGAGCUCGAGUUCAGGAGGGGGAUGGUGGAGGCGUUCGACAACUUCUUGAAGGAGCGGUGGGACGGGGUGCCGGCGGCUCCCGUUGUUGUGCUGCCAGUGGAGGAGAAGGAAGAGGAGGAGAAGAAGCAAGUGGAAAAGUUGAAACCAGAAAGAAGUUAGUUUUAGCAUGGAUUUUCUGGUUAUGUUUUUUUUGGGUAAUUUCUGUUUUUGAAUAGAUCUGAUCACUAACAUUUCUUGAGCUGCCAAAUGCUCUGUUUAUAUGUUGCAAUCAUAGUUACAAUUUGAACU
Molecule: messenger RNA, 2857 nt
Organism: Salvia hispanica
Lineage: Eukaryota; Viridiplantae; Streptophyta; Magnoliopsida; Lamiales; Lamiaceae
Product: chromosome-partitioning protein, putative (DUF639)
Source: RefSeq, a predicted model, not a curated record